UUUUUAAACUAAGUUAGCCUCAAAAUCCUGUUGUCAGAUGAUACUGAGAGAACACGUUUAACAAAACAAUAUAUAAGCCCAAGGUCUUUUGAGAUGCGUGUUUUAUGUUUCAGACUCUUAUUGUGAAAAGUUAUGCCUUCCAUUCCAGACGCUGGUCUCCGUUAGGGGGCGUGGCCUAUAUAAAGGGCUCAGUGACGUCGUACACACAGUAUUAAAGAGCGUCUCCUAGAGAACACAUCUCAGAAGAGAAGAGGUUUUACAUAAGUCGAUAGCUUAUCUGCACACAUUUUAUUCAUUCUUAAGACAUUUAAAUCACAGAAAAAGCAUCAAUGGAGACCAUAAUUUACCAGGAAGAAAUAAACAUGCUGAACAACUUUUUGACCACAGAUCAUCUUGAGCGAUACCAAGAUGCCAAGGUAUAUUUUUUUGAAACUAUCCGAAAAAUGGGUCGAGCGUCACAAGUGGUCAUUAAGGCUUUGGAGGACGAACAAAAGGCCCACAAUGAAACCAAGAGAAAUUAUGAGCGGACUACUGAAACGCUGAAAGGGAAAGACUGUCUCAUAAUUUCUCUUCAGGAAGGCAUUGCGACAGGAGAAGCGAAAGUUUUAGCCGCUGAACAACUGGCAAACGAUUACAAGCAGAUGUUACUUGAAGAACAAAAGGCUCAUCAAGAAAUGAGAAGAUCUUACAGUGAAACAGUGAACACUUUGAUUGAAAACAACGAUUGUCUGAAGGUUUCAUUGAAGGAACUGAGUGAAUCAAAUCAAACCAGUGAUCUCAGUCCCACACAAGUGGAAGAGAUUUUUCAGCGGGGAUUAGAAAAAGCAAAAAGCUCUAAAUUAGAGCCAAAAGACUUAAUCAUUAGUAAUCUGCAAUCUCAGAACAAAGCGCUCUGUGUUCAGAUUCAGCACAGCACAUCCGACUUUAGAAAGGGCCUUGAAGAAACACGAAAGGGUGUUAUGAGGGAUCUCCAGGAGCUGAAUGCUUUCUGUCUGGGCCUCGAAGAACAUUUUCAAAGUGGGAUUGCAAGCUACAAGCAACAGGUAGAAUUUUUAGAGCAGGAACUAGAAAAAGAGAAAGCAUCUCAUGCUGAGACGCGGGAAACACAACAAAAUAUUAUUCUCACUAUUCAGGCAGAGAAAGAGGCGCUCCGUCUUCAGACGAUGAAGGCUGCCGAUGAGAUUCAACGGCAGUUUGCAGAAGAAAAACGUCAAUUAGAAGAGAAUCUGGAGCAGAAAGACGUUUUGUAUCAAAGCCUCGACGAUACAUAUAGAGCUGAGCUUUCAGAUGUCAAACAGCAGAUGGAAAAUUUAAGCCAGGAGUUAGAGGAGGAAAAACAAAUUCGUAAAGAAAGAGAAGAAAUGAUUUUUACUAUUCAGGCAGAGAAAGACGAUCUCUGUUCCCAAAUGCAGCAGCAGACAUCUGAUUUGAACAAAUUGCACGACGAAACAACGAGAAAUUUUAUAAAGAAGCUUGAGGAGAAAGACGUUUUGUAUCAAAGCCUCGAACAAAAGUGUGAAACUCAGCUUUCAGAGCGCCAUCAGCUGAUUGAGAGUUUGAAGCAGGAGUUGGACACAAAACGGCAACAACAUUUCGACGAACUCCAGGAAACUCAGGCACAGAACGACGCGAUCCGUCUUCAAACGAUGAAGGCUGCCCUUGAGCUGGGACGGCAGUUUGAACAAAACAUACGUCAAUUAGAAGAGAAUCAGGAGCAGAAAGACGUUUUGUAUCAAAGCCUCGACGAUACAUAUAGAGCUGAGCUUUCAGAGAGCCGUCAGCAAGUAGAACAUUUACACCGGGAAUUGGAGAAAGAAGUGAAAGCUCGUAAAGAAAAGGAGGAAAUGAUUAGGAUUGUUCAGGAUGAAAAAGUAGAGCUUUAUAAUCAGAUGGCAGACAAAGCACGAGCUAUGGAAGGACAGUUUGAAACAGAAAAGAGGAAUUUUAUGAAAGAUCUGGAGGAGAGAGAGGUUUCUUGUCAGGACCUCGAGAGAAAGUAUAAAACUGAGGUUUUUAAUAGUAAACGGCAGCAACAGGAGAUGGAAAAAGAACGUGAAGAAGCAGCACAAACUAUUUUAACUAUUCAGUCUGAAAAAGAGGCGCUUAGAGUCCAGAUGGCACAGCAGUUAGACGUAGAAAAGAGCACAUUUCAGAAAGAACUGAACAAUACACAAAGUUUAUACCGGGACCUUAGAAAAAAGUAUAUGGAGCUGUUCUUUGUAGCAGCAAAUAGUUGCUAAAUCUAUAGAUACCACGCGUCAGCCUGAGGAAGUCUGC
This is a messenger RNA of Nothobranchius furzeri (turquoise killifish), 2277 nucleotides long. The record is from RefSeq and is a predicted model, not a curated record. Lineage: Eukaryota; Metazoa; Chordata; Actinopteri; Cyprinodontiformes; Nothobranchiidae.